This is a messenger RNA of Rhizophagus irregularis DAOM 181602=DAOM 197198, 846 nucleotides long. The record is from RefSeq and is a predicted model, not a curated record. Lineage: Eukaryota; Fungi; Glomeromycota; Glomeromycetes; Glomerales; Glomeraceae.
AUGGGGAAUACGUUUUCAACAAAAAAAAAAUUAUUCUUUAAAAAAUCAAAAGAUGGAAAUUAUAUUAUUAAAGUUGAUGAAUUACAAAUAGAUAGAUUACAACAAUUACAUCAUAUAUUGAAAAUUUGCUGUAAUUCCAAUUUUAUUUCUCCAAUUUCUCAAGAUUUAGUACGUGGUAUUGAUGUGUUGGAUGUUGGGUCUGGUACUGGAACGUGGGUAUUUGAUGUAUCAUCAGAUUACCCAAAAUCUAGAUUCACUGGUAUAGAAAUACAAUCGUUUAUGUUACCAACUAUUCGUCCAUCUAAUACACGCUUCAUAUAUAAUGAUAUAUUAGAAGGAAUACCCUUUAAUCAUAAUUCAUUCGAUUUUAUACAUAUGAGAUGUAUGGUUUUAUGUUUUACCGACUUACAAUAUGAUAAAGUUAUAAGAAAUUUGGUUGAUUUACUUAGACCAAAUGGAUUUUUAGAAUUAUGUGAACCGAAUUUAUAUUUUAAAAAUAUGGGUCCUGCCACCAAGAGAGUUAUGGAUGAAUUGAGUAGAUUAUUAAGGGCGAGAUCGAUGAAUCCGUCAAUUAAUGAUCGAUUACAUGGAUAUCUAAAAAAAUAUGGAUUACAAGAAAUUCAACAAAAUGAUAUUACGCUUCCAUUAAGUGAAUUAGACGGUGAAAUUGGAUCAUUAUUAGGACAAAAUAUGAUAAAUGCUGUAAGCGCGUUAAAGAAUUUGUUAGCAAAACAAAUGAAUAUAACAAAUUCAGAGAUUAAUCAAUUAUUUGAUGAAUUCAUUACUGAAACAAAAUCAAUUAGAAUGUAUUGUAAAUAUACAAUGAUUUAUGGUAAAAAAAUAUAA